Molecule: messenger RNA, 3454 nt
Organism: Zophobas morio
Lineage: Eukaryota; Metazoa; Arthropoda; Insecta; Coleoptera; Tenebrionidae
Gene: RapGAP1
Product: Rap GTPase activating protein 1
Exons: 8
Coding region: 145-2628 (827 amino acids)
Biological process (GO): activation of GTPase activity; regulation of small GTPase mediated signal transduction
Cellular component (GO): cytoplasm
Molecular function (GO): GTPase activator activity
Source: RefSeq, a predicted model, not a curated record
UUUUCGCUCCCGGACGUCAUCUGUUGUUUAGCUCCGUCUCGCUAAUUCCUACGGUACACAGGAAUUAAUUGGUGCUGGCAGAUAAUACAGUGUUAUCGAGUUAGUCGUGGGUGCGUCUUGUAUUUGAUAACACUCGUGAUAACAAUGGAACCGAAAAGUCCGACUUACGAGAAACUAACCAGCGAGAAGCCGCCGCUGUCGCCGGUCCUUCGCCCUUUCAGGCUGAGGUUCCGGAAGAUGCUGAGCAGCGGCAGCUUGAGGGUUAGUUCGCAGCCGGCGAGCCCUUCGGACCCUUUCAGCGAGAAGGAGUUUAGCUUCCACUCGAACUCGGCGGAGUCGCUGGUCAGGCCAGGGAGCAGCAGCGGGUAUUCGUCGCGUCCUAGUUCCUUUAGCUCGUUGGAGAGAAGCCCUUUAGCGAAAGAAGCCCCUUUCGACGAGAAAUUAAGGCGCCAGCAUCAGAGCAACACGACAUGGCACGGCACAACCGCGUUGCCCGGUGUGCAAGGAGCCUCCAUCAAGCAGAGCCCGGAUAGGUUAAAGGGCACAACCUGCGACCUGUUCGAGCUGCUAGAGAAAGCCCAAAGUUCCAGAUUAGAUGACCAAAGAUGUGUAUUACCAGCGUAUUUCAAUCAGCCGCCCCUGGCGCAGAGGCAGCACAGCGUCCCGGGCCCGGAUCCGCGCGACGAAUGCCGCCUCUCCACCAACAACAACGUGAAGAUCUCCCCGAUGGGCGGCUGCACCCCGUCCCAGCACAACACCCCGCCGGCAUCGCCGCAACAGGCGACGCAGUCCCGACGUCUGUUGCAGGAAACCCUCUCCGGACCGGCGCCUUAUCCCAUGAUCGCCGUCCCGGAAAAGGGUUACUGGGUCGACGGAACCGAUCACGAGGUCUCGUUCGACCACAGGGGCGCGCCGAUCCUCUCCCACCAGACGUGGAGGGCCAAGAUCGAGACGGACGACACGGGGAAGUGCUAUAGGAGGUUCUACGUGGGCAGGGAGCACACCUCCCUCAUCGGCACCGACGACCAGCUCGGCCCCGUGCUCCUCUCCAUCAAGACCGAGAACGUGGCCAACCAAGAGCACACCCGCAUCCUCCUCCGGAUGCGCAUCGGCACCAUGCACGAGAUCGUCCCCUCGUCCUGCCUCGGCGACUCGCCCAACCCCGCCCGCAUGGCGAAACUCCUCAACGAACAACUCAACAUCGACAACUUCGUCCCCGUCUUGCACCCGAAAGCCUCCCAACUGAUCGCCAACUACGACGAGCACGUCCUCGUCACGAAUUUCAAGUUCGGCGUGCUGUACCAGCAGUACGGCCAGACGACCGAGGAGGAGCUUUUCUGCAACAACACGACCAGCGCCGCCUUCGACGAGUUCCUCUCGCUGCUGGGACAGCGCAUCCAGCUGAAGGACCACAAGGGCUACAGGGGCGGCCUGGACAUUCAGAACGGACACACGGGCGACCAGGCGGUCUACGACGUGUUCAAGGACAGGGAGAUUAUGUUCCAUGUGUCGACGCUUCUGCCGUACACGGAGAGCGACCCGCAGCAGUUGCAGAGGAAGAGGCACAUAGGGAACGACAUCGUCGCCGUGGUGUUCCAGGAGGAGAACACGCCGUUCUCGCCGGACAUGAUCGCGUCGCAUUUCCUGCACGCGUUCGUCGUCGUGCAGGUGGUGGAGCCGAAUACGCCCCACACGAGGUACAAAGUGAGCGUGACAGCCCGCGACGACGUCCCCUUCUUCGGGCCGACGCUGCCCACCCCCGCCGUCUUCCGCCACGGCCCCGAAUUCAAAGAGUUCCUCUUAACCAAGCUGAUCAACGCCGAAAACGCCUGCUACAAAGCCGAAAAAUUCGCUAAACUAGAACUUCGGACGCGGACGUCCCUCCUGCAGACCCUCACCGAAGACCUCCGAGAAAAAACCAACGAGUUCCUCGGCGGUGGCGGCGCUUUGGCCGUCCCCGGAACCCCGAAGAGCGACUCCGGCCCGGGUUCCAGGUUCAUCGACACAGUGAAAAAGGCCUGGAGCGCGCGCGUCAAGUCCAGCCAGAGCGUGGACAACAACCUCGCCAGCGCGAACGGCCACGAGCGGCUGUCCAAGAAGUCCAGCCAGCCGACGAUCUCCGAGUCCACGCCUUCGAGCGGCAGGUCGCUCUCGAAGAGCUCCAUCAUCUCCAACGGGAAAAAGAGCGCCAAUUCGUCGACGGCGUCGUCGCCGGACUUGACGGCGCACGCCCACGGCCAUCCGGCGCUCUCGGAAGCCAGUGACGACUCGUCGCUGACGAGCGAGGACCUGGAGGAGCAUUUGGCGGGUGGAUACAUCGACAGCGACACGGGGUUGGAGAGCAUGUCGAGCGCGGAGACGGCCGCCAAGGCCUGCAGCGUGUGCCAGGACCGGCCUACGAGCACGACGGGGCCCAGCACGGAAAUGCUGGCCCAAGAAGUGGCGAAGUUAAAGUGUGAUAAACUGGAUUUGUUGAGGCAGAAUGUGAGUUGUCAGAGGGAUAUCAAGAGGCUGCGGGAGAAGGAGCUGAGUCUGCAAGGGGACUUGGAGGCGGCGAAGAAGGAGAUCCUGAGGUUGAGGGAGUUGUUGAAGGAUUAUAGUCCGAACGGCGAUAGAUCUCCGGUUUAAUUGUUAUUUUUUACUUUUCGAUUUUUUUUGUUCGUCGGUAAUUAUUAUUUUAAUAUUUAAAAUAAUUAUUACUCACUUUUGUUCGAGAUACAUAGUUGAUAUGUAAACAUUAACGGUGUCAAUUAGAUGUUUGCACAUUACACAUAGCAUGAAUGCAUCAUCAUCACAAAUACGUAUUCUCUUCACUGCCUUGUGAUAUCUGGAGUUUUUUUUUGUUUGUUUUGACCCUUUUUGAGUAAUCGGGUUUGUGUUUUAGUUGCAAUAAUACUCGAAUGGACAACGAAAUUACUCACGAAGGGUGACGGGCUUUUCUCUAAGAAUUUAUUGUUUAGUUUUUUAGAUAUUUAUUAAUAUUUUUCAUGUAUAGUUAUAAUACAACUUUACCAACAAAAUGAUACCAAAGUUAACAUUCCCCAAAAAUUCUGUUUCAGAAAUUAAAUUAUUUACUAAGUGUACAUAACAAAGUAUUUAUUAGUUAGGAAUGAGACAGAGCAGGAUAUUGUUAAUAUUGUAGAUUCUAUAUUACCCUGUUCGUUUUUUUUUUAAGUUUGUACAACUGCAAUAUGUAUUACUAAAGUCUAGUAUCUUUAUUUUUAAGUUUUAUAGUGUAUAUAGAAAAAUACUAUAAUUACAAAAAUAUUCUUCAUCUACAAACUGUAAUAGAUGUAAUACGUGUUUGGUAAUGUAACCUAACCUAACCAAACAAAUCUAUGGCCUUCUUAGGACGAUCUGAAGUGAUAUAAUUAAUGUCUGUGCAAAAACAAACUUUUGCAACAAUUACGUGUAAUAUGUUACAAAUUAUAAUUACAUUAAUUCUUUAUUGAAA